UAAAUAGCCCUCGACGCUCAGCAGAAUCUCGGCUCGCUACCAGCAAAAACAGUCUUGCACUCGAUAGACUACGCGAGACUCCUUCAGCCACCGGACACUAGACAGCAAUCUGCCGUGCUCUGGAGAGUAUGCAACCGCAUCUGUGUCAUACCACACUUCUGUAGCCUUGUGGAUACGGUAAAGUUUCACUUGGUUUAGACACUGUAGCUUAGUGGUUGCUCCGACCGUACGAGUUUCAAGAUCGAAAGCAACCUUCACAAGCCAUCCCGCUUCAUUCAUCACGUCCGUUCACCAGGAAAGCGAGACCGACGGUCCCCUAAAGGUCCAACUAUGUGGCUCUAUCCAGUCUCGACCCUUCCUCUUUUCGCUCGAGCUUCGAUCUUUCACCUUACUUCAGGCCGCUGCCCUUCAUGGCUUGAAUGUUCUCUGAAACGCUCUCGACUCUGCUUUCCAUACACAACAUCCAUCGACUCGACGAAGAUGGAAAGCGAACCUCAAUAUAUGCCUCACGAGGUGCUGGCUGCUGCGAUCCCUGUGUUAAUAUAUUCUUUUGUCUGCCUUUCCCUCGGAGUUUUACUUGUGACAGUCCUACAGAAGACUAGAGACGGCUUUAAUUACGUGACAUUAUUCGCUCUUGCAACGACAUGCACGACUAUAGUGUCGAUUAUACAACAAUGCAAUUACAUCGCAAACUGGCACGACUUGCGAGUUCAACAGUAUGAGCAGUCAAUCACCGUCAAGGGUAAUCCGGCGCUGGCACUGGGACCGCUUUCUAAAGGCUUCAAUGCUGUCUUGUUCUGGACAAUUUUGUAUUUUUACAAUGUCGACUCGGUUACGAUGCUUUUCUGGGCCAUUGCACUGGUCUUUAGUGUUUGGAACAUCCGCCCGAGGUGGCUUCAACGAUGGCAGAAGCACAUCAGCUGGGCAUCAAAGAUCUUAGCAAUUGUGCUGCCCGCCAUCUUCUCAGCUCUGCGUAAAGGUUUCCAAGUAAACGCCGGCUUCAUCGGCACCUUAAUUCUGAUGAACCUUCUGAUGCUUGUGAGCUUUGCUUUCGGCGCACUAUGCGUCAUCCUCAUCUUGUUCAAGUACCUACGCGCGAAAAUAGGAUUUGACAGUUAUGCAUCAGCCUCGGCAUCUAAGUCGUAUGCAGGUGGAAGUGUGGUUCCAGGCGAGACUGCAACCGCUCGUGAAGGACGCACUGUAAGGAGAGGACUUAGAGCGCGGGUUGAUGGAUGGCUCGUGGUCCGCUUCAGUAUCGCCUUCUUGAUUCUGAGUGGAUUCGAGAUCUUCCUCAUCUCCUUUGAGAUCAACAGGUACCACAAGACGAAAAGCACAAAACUUGCCGGUGGUCCAGAUUUUGGUAUACGUGCCUCUGUCGUAGAUGUUUUGAACUAUCUACCCGGUGUCACGGCAAGUCUACUUGCUUUCCUGCUAUUCGGAACCACAGCACAGCAACGCGCCAUGUACACUCCGGUGAUUGCCGCUUUACAUCCUGCUCGCUGGCGUAGACGACCAAAGUCUGCAAGAUUCAGUGGCAAUGUUGAUCAGUGGCGGCGCAUGGACCAUGGAGAUUCACGAUCAUCACAGCAGGUCGCGCAUGGAGAUAUCGAGAUGCAGCUGCCGACAAGGAAAGACAAGGUCACAAGGACGAUUGUGACGACGGUGGAGAGAGAAGAGAUGAUACCAAGCCCGCCAUCAGCAAACUCGGUCACGAGAGAAACAGUUGGGAAUGUAGGUGAAGGCGAAAUCAUGGGGAGGAGGAUGAUUCGGUAGAAUCGUCUCGCCGAGACUCAGACUGUGCAACUUCCACACACUCGCUUCCACGAUUCCUCAUUCACACAGACUCUCUCAGUAAGAGUUCGGCAUGAUGUUCAGGCGUCCUCCGUCCUGAUUUUGGUCAGUUGUUUGUCGCUUAGAGGA
Messenger RNA from Aureobasidium subglaciale EXF-2481, 1920 nucleotides. RefSeq lists its product as uncharacterized. Bases 331 to 1773 code for a protein of 480 amino acids. Lineage: Eukaryota; Fungi; Ascomycota; Dothideomycetes; Dothideales; Saccotheciaceae. The transcript is spliced from 5 exons. The record is from RefSeq and is a predicted model, not a curated record.